AUGCAAAGAGAUCUGGAAUUUAUAGAGAAAGUUAAAAAAAAUAAAGCCAAUUUUCAGAAGCUGGCUCAAGAAUAUUUUUCACCUGACCUAGCGUUUAUGCAGAAUAUCCCAAAUUAUAUUAAUCAAAAUAAAAAUCAAUGAUCUCAAUCAAGAAUGAUAGAAUCAUCAAACUCCAAUAUACCUGAAAGCUCCCAAACUAAUUUUACUCCUACAAAUAUUGAAAAACUCGAAAAUAGCCCAAGAAUUAAUACAAACUUUGAGCUGCUUAUCAACCAAAAAGGAACAAUAAGACCAAUUACUAUAAGCAAACGAUUAACAACUAUAGGGGGUCGCGAGGAAUCUGAUGAAAAACUUGGUUAUGCAGAUACUAACGAAUUGAUUUUUACAGCAAGAAAUGACAAACUUUUUGUGUCUGAAAGUGUAUCUCCUUGAUAUGAAGCGUCAAUUAAAAUAAGAACGUCGAUUUUAUAUAAAGGAGCAUCUUUUAAGAUUGGAGAUCAGCAUUCUAAUUUAUUUAUUGAAGAGGUCUACCAAGACAGGUCAAUUAAGCUAAAAAUUGAGCCACAUAUGAAGGAGUCAAUCAUGCUAGGUAGAGAUGGUGGGACUAUUGGCAGGGGUCCAAAAAAUAAAAUUUGUAUAGAGGACUUUUCGAUAGGAAAAGUCCAAGCUGAAAUUAAAUGCAAGAAAAGGUAAAGUUAAAAUAUAAGACCAUAAGAAGAUAGACCAUUAGCUACCUAUCUGGCGUAAACCCACUUGACCAAAAGAUAGCUCCCUAGGCUAGAACCAUCUCUUGAAGAUGCCCUGUUAGUCCCUGCCUAUCCCAUCUGGCAGGGAUAUGAAUGAACCUUCGGGAACAAAACAAUUUCCCUCUUCAGCAGACUCUGUUGAUAUCAUUAUUUUAUUUCUAAAUGCAACCAAGGAAUUUGGAUAAUCAAAGAUUUAUUGCCUGCCUAUGGGAUUUUUAGGUAUUUACACAAUGCAAACUCUUUGGAUAAACAAAAAAAUUCUCCAGAAAUUGAGGUCAAAGAUGGGGAUUUAAUUAAACUGGAAAGCUCUGGCUUUGAAAUUCAUGUAGAAAACUCAGACUAA
Messenger RNA from Blepharisma stoltei, 1089 nucleotides. The record is from the annotation of a GenBank genome assembly. Lineage: Eukaryota; Ciliophora; Heterotrichea; Heterotrichida; Blepharismidae.